UAAAUCAAGAAUUUACAAACUUAUUAAAACUAACUAUGAAACAGAAUUUUAUGUGAAAGAGUCACUAACUUUUCACUUUCAUAGUGGUAUGUGGCGAAGCACCCAUGAGCAACCCAAUAUUAUAAAAUAUAUUAACAGUACAUUAGGCACGUAGUCUCUUUCAUUUCUUCUUUAAACAGACUUUAACUUUAUUUGUUCAAAGAUGCAUUUAACAUUUUCUUACAGCAUGUACAUGUAGUUACAGAUGCAUUCACAGUUUCCUCAAGUUUUUAUGUUAGGAAACUUAUUGAAGAGUCGACCAAGACCCACCUAUUGGUAUAGAUAUGAACCAAACAGAGGGUGAUGACACUGAAAGGCUAAAGAAAGCGGAGAAAAAGUUACAUGAAGCGGAACAAGAAAACAAAGUUCUUGUUGAAUCGAUAACAGCACUGAAAGAACAAGUUGAAAAAGCUAUGAAAUCUAAGGAUGACCUUGAGGAAAGUUUGAGGAAAAAAGCAAAGCAGCAUGCUGAUUUAGUUGAGACGUACUGCAACAUUGAAAAAGAAAAUCAAAAUUUGAAUCAAAAGGUUUUUCAGCUAGAGGAAGGUGAAAAUGAUAAACUGGGGAAGGAAAGCAAUAAACAGGGAGAAAGCAUACAGCAUUUACAAGCAGUGGUAAACAGACGAGAAAAGGACAUCAAAGCCAAAGACCAUGGCUAUCAAAGAUUGUUGAAAACUUCUCAAGCUGAUAAAAAGGAGUAUGAAGCGCGACUAGAGAAAAGGGAAGAACAGAUAUAUGCUUUGAAUAAAAGACUUUCAGAAUUUGAAAAUACGAAAGCACGAUAUGCUACUGAAUUAAAAAGAUUAAAAGAGUAUGAAACGAUACAUCAGACUUUACUAGAUGACAUUCGUCGACAGGAAAUUCAGUUGAAGAACGCUGAAAUGGACAAGUUGUCAUACAAAAAGACAAUGCAGUCGGUUGAACGGGCAAAACAAACACUUUGGGAAGAAAAUCAAAGUUUAUUACUUCGGUUAAGCAAGAUAGCAGGUGCCAAUCUAACUCACGAAAAUCCAAAUAUUGCGGAUCUUAGCGAUGGCAAACGACCAACACAACUUGCUGAAGAAUACUCCGAGCUCUACGACAACGAAUGGACUGACGCUUUCGAAGACCAUGGCUAUCAAAGAUUGUUGAAAGCUUCUCAAGCUGAUAAAAAGGAGUAUGAAGCGCGACUAGAGAAAAGGGAAGAACAGAUAUAUGCUUUGAAUAAAAGACUUUCAGAAUUUGAAAAUACGAAAGCACGAUAUGCUACUGAAUUAAAAAGAUUAAAAGAGUAUGAAACGAUACAUCAGACUUUACUAGAUGACAUUCGUCGACAGGAAAUUCAGUUGAAGAACGCUGAAAUGGACAAGUUGUCAUACAAAAAGACAAUGCAGUCGGUUGAACGGGCAAAACAAACACUUUGGGAAGAAAAUCAAAGUUUAUUACUUCGGUUAAGCAAGAUAGCAGGUGCCAAUCUAACUCACGAAAAUCCAAAUAUUGCGGAUCUUAGCGAUGGCAAACGACCAACAAAACUAGCUGAAGAAUUCUCCGAGCUCUACGACAACGAAUGGACUGACGCUUUCGAAGCGAUAGAAAUUGAGGAUGAUAAAGAAAAAACAACAUUGAUGUUGAAGAUUCUACAGAGAGCAAAUAAGAUUUGUCACGAGCUGUCAAAUGCACAUCUGCAAAAUAUAAAGGAGAGUCUAUGUUCAUUAACUCUGCAUAUACAUGUUCCACCGGGUAACAUAGACAAACGACAAACUAAAGAAAUGGUAAAUGGUACCGACAACCGACAGACGGAGAUGAAUGUAAAUCCAAAGGCAAGUCUUAUUUACUUGAAUCAGCAAAAGCAGAAUGCAGAAUGGAUUCACGCGGAAACCUCCACCGAAAAAAAUGUUGACGAUGAAAAUAUCAAUAAGGAUCAAAGUACUAGCGAGCCAGUGUCGGAUCAACAGCAAAGUCAGAGUGUUGAUCCAUUAAGAGAAGAUGGUCAUGCAAAACAUACCAGCCAUAAAAUGCAUUUGGUGGAAAAGCAAGAGGAAAUUGAUCAUUCUAACAAAUCAUCUGCUUCAGGAAAAAAUGCUGCUGGUCAGGGCAUACAUGUUGAAGAAGAAGGAUAUCGUUUUGAAAGUGAGUGUGUGAUUGUGGGCAACGCUGAACAAAUCAAUGACGAUGUCGUUUCUGACAAGACGCGAGUGGUUCCUAACAAGUCGUCACUACAGGUUUCUGACAAGAUACAAAAAGUUCAUGACAAGAAAAAUGUUGCUCCCCAUCAGGUACAAACAGUUCCCAACAAGACAGAAACAGUUUUUAGGAGGAAACAAGUUGAUCCUGUCAUGACGCAACUAAGUCUUGCCGAGACAAAAGUAGUUCUUGAUCAGAAUCAAGUCGUUCCUGACACAAAACAGAUGCUUCAAGUGGUCUAUGAUUUCGAAAAAAUGCCAAAUGACCAAAAGAAGGUGGUAAUGGAGCUACGGAAAUUCAUCGAAAUCAGACUUUCAGAUCAGCUGGAGACGGCUGCUACAACAUUUAUUGCUUUUGAAUUUGAUCUUGAUCCUGAGAAAAACGAGUUGAUUGUCGAAUUUGUCAGGAAAUGCAUGAACGUGUGUUGGUCAAUGUGCAGGCAGGAACCGCCAGUACAUAUUGGCUUCCCAUCUAUACAAGGAGAUCAGAGUUACGAUACCAGUAUUUAUAAGCCGUACACGAAAACGGGGAAAUUUCUAGAUUUUGUUGUAUGGCCUGCUGUGUAUCUUCAUGAGGGAGGGCCAUUGCUGAGCAAGGGAGUUGCACAGGGACGAAAUUGACGUAUUAAUUUUAGAGUAACAGUUUGAUGAUUUUAUUUGUAAAGCUGCCUAAAAUCGACAGAAGAAUGUUCUGACACUUUUAUCAGCUUAAUUCCGUAGCGGUAUAAACUCUAAAUAUACACAAUUCCUUGUACUUACUGCAAUAUUACGGUUGCAUUUGUAUCUAUAUAAAUAUCUAUGUAAUUCCAUGACCUUAUAUUACGUGCAUUUUUAUCAUAACUGACAAAUAUUUGUCUUUUCCGGGCAUGACACAAGAAAGGUCACAUGGUUAUUUUUUGUAUUCAUCAUCAAAUCAGAAUACAGGUAAGAUGACGAGGAAUACAGGAAAGUAGAGCGAGAAAGACAAAUUACACGUAUUCUUCUCCGAUAGAGCUUUCCUAGGUGUGUAAAUGUUUGCAGUUAGUGUUUUAAUUAACAUUCUUAUGACUCAUAACUUGUUUCGCCGCUUUUUUUAGUGACCGUGUCAGUGUUUUACGCGAUCGUGUACGGGUUAUAAACACGACCGGGUCAUCAUAUAAAAAUAUAAGAAACUAUAAUUUACGAUUUUGUGGUUCAUUUUAAGGUUAGAAAUGUAUGCAUUUUCUGUUAGUAUGAUCCUUUGCUCGUGUAGUUCAGUAGUUAUAAUUCGGAUAUUAACAAAAUGUUUCGCGAUAGCAUGGGGCACAAUAAUGUAGGCAUCAAAAUUGAAAUUCACCACGAUUCUCCCCCCCCCCCCCGCCCCCCUUCCCCCCAACCCCCCUUGUCUUUCUAUAUAUCGUUUAUUUUGAUUUUAACAUACAAGGUCAAAACAUCCCCCACCCCUCUAUUAUAGCAUGUGACGGAUCCCUGUGCUGAUUUAACAUUGAAUUUCGGAAAAGGACUGCAUAACAGGUUAACCUACAUAAAGGGGACAGUUCAACGCCUUUAUUAUCCAUUUUCAAGGAACUGUUAUAUAUCAUCAUUUAAAUGCAUUUGCAAUAAUGUCCCAGUGCUGAAUUGCCACAUAACUAGAUGAAAAGUAGUUUUCAGCUAUUUCUUUACAAAUUGCAUUCAUUUUAAAUGGGCCCACUUUUUCAAAAUUGUUUUAGUAUUCACCAUACGGGACAGAACAGCAGAACAUAUAAUUGUCAGAUAGAUUGUUGAUAAAGGUAGUUCGUUUAUCAAAUAUGUCUGUGUUUUGAUCAUAUACUCCUAACCCGCAAUUUGUUCUCCACAAGUAACUGACAAUUAACCCGCAUGAAUCAAUAAGUCGUUACUGAGAACUGAUGCCUGUCGGAUGUCGUAAUUAAGCUUUUCUGACUUAGGAUAUUGUACCCGACCCAUUGUGUACAGCCAGAUGAAGAUCGUCGAACGACUAUCGCAAGGUGAUCAUAUUGUUUCGCGUCAAAUUUAAGCUCUCAAAAAACAUUUUCCACAGACCUACAUGCACUUUUCAUUUUCAUUUUCAUAAAACUUUCAUAUCUGAGACAAUUGUUACAUGUAUGAUUAAGAAUUACCUUACACCCUUAUCUACUACAGAAUAGCACGCCUUUCUAAUUAAUUGAUAUAAGCCUAGACGUCGGAAUUUUCCUAAUUUGUUUGUUUCAAUUUUACAGAUACCACAAUAGUUGUUAAUUUUUAUUUUUGUUAAAAUAUUUAUAUCCUGUAAAUAUGAAGCGUAUUCUUUGUUCGAAAUUUGUUAUUUUUAUGAAUGUUGUUAAAACAGAAACAUUAAAAAAGACACAUGUGCAUAAAAUUAUUGUGUACUUUUAUUUUGAAACGUACCUGUAGAACCAGCUGUAUCAUGGACGGUUAAUG
This is a messenger RNA of Mercenaria mercenaria, 4598 nucleotides long. RefSeq names its product streptococcal surface protein B-like. Bases 324 to 2822 code for a protein of 832 amino acids. NCBI's taxonomy places the organism in Eukaryota, Metazoa, Mollusca, Bivalvia, Venerida, Veneridae. The record is from RefSeq and is a predicted model, not a curated record. The transcript is spliced from 18 exons.